Molecule: messenger RNA, 1425 nt
Organism: Kickxella alabastrina
Lineage: Eukaryota; Fungi; Kickxellomycota; Kickxellomycetes; Kickxellales; Kickxellaceae
Product: transferase
Exons: 1
Coding region: 1-1425 (474 amino acids)
Molecular function (GO): acyltransferase activity, transferring groups other than amino-acyl groups
Source: RefSeq, a predicted model, not a curated record
AUGACCGUCGGAAACCACCUUAACCAUUUAGCCAAGAUCAAGUCCCAGGAGAUUGAGCUGAGCAUCCUCGACCUUGCCAUGUUCAGGCUCAAGGUAGACAGUAUCUAUCUGUACAAAAACAAGCUCAGCAACCCCAACUUCAUGCCUCUAGACGUGCUCGCAGAAAGUCUAUGUUUGCUCAUUGCCGACCACUACCCAAUCCUCGUCGGCCGCCCAACAGUCAAUAGUGCUGGCAAGGGAAUCAUAUCGAUUGAUUCGUCAAAUCUCUGUUUGCCUGAUAUUGCCGAAAUCAUCGUUGACUCUCCGGUCGAGUCCUUUUUCGAGACCUGCCCGAAUGACUCCGAGGACAAGUCCGACAUUCAGUUCUUCAACACUCGCAGGUUUUAUUGCAACAGUGGGGUUGCGCACCCCCCGCACGCCUCAUACCAUAGAGACCACUCGGCAGUAAUUGUGAGAGUCCUGCGGUUCAAGGACGACUCCUAUGUCGGCAUCUCGUACUCAAUGUCACACUGCAUUUUUGAUGGAAUUGGCGCCAUGGCAUUUGUCAACCACUGGGGUGAGUAUGCGCGAAACCUCGAGGAAAUUAAGAACGGCAAAUACCAGCUAGUCGAGCCCCCACUCAAUGACCGCCAAGUGUUAAACGACUGCUUUUCCAAGGUCGAGCCGCUGGAUCUUCCGUUUGUCAGUUACUUUAAGGGCAUUUUGCCGCCGCUUCCCGAGAUUUCACCCGCGGCCAUUGCAUCAUCGAUGCUAUCCACACCAGACUUGCAGGCUAUUGAGGAUCUACAUGUGCUGCAUUUUAGCCGUGCCAACUUGGAGCGCAUCCGCCACCACGUUGACAAGGACCAGACGAUCAACGUGGCGUUCGUCACUCUGCUGACCAAAAACAUGGUGCAGGCCAACAUAAAGGCAUUCGGCAAAGCGCCGCAGGCAACGUAUGUAAUGACACCUUACAAUUGUCGCGCCCAAUCUACCAUUCCAAAGCACUUUGUCGGCAAUGCAACUUGUCCUGCCAUCGCGCCAUUGUCAACACAAUUGGUCCUUGAUGGAUCUUACAAGGACCUAGCCGAGUCUAUUAGAGAAUUGUGUUCAAAGACCGAGAGUGGCCACACAAAGGCAAACAUGUUGCUUAUAGAGCACCAACCCAGCUUGUUGUUCCAUAUUUUCAGCAUUUUGUGCAACUCCUCGGAGAGCUCGUAUAUUAGCAUGACCAAUUUGCGGUAUAUGCCAUUCUACACACUUGACUUUGGAUAUGGUGAACCAAGCGUCCUUGGGUUUGACUAUUUCCAGAUGGAGGGAACAGUUCGUCUGCUGCCAAACAAGCAGGAUGAUGGUUUGGACUUGUACUUGACCUUCCAUGACGCACAUUUUGAUGAGCUCUGUCAGCUCGAGGAUAUAAAGCUGUUUGCCAAUGUCAUUUACUAA